Zingiber officinale is the source of this 1386-nucleotide messenger RNA. Its product is annotated as probable trehalose-phosphate phosphatase 6. The record is from RefSeq and is a predicted model, not a curated record. Gene Ontology annotation, biological process: trehalose biosynthetic process. The transcript has 11 exons. Lineage: Eukaryota; Viridiplantae; Streptophyta; Magnoliopsida; Zingiberales; Zingiberaceae. The coding region runs from base 24 to 1142 and encodes 372 amino acids. Gene Ontology annotation, molecular function: trehalose-phosphatase activity.
AAGAGAUCUCUGAUUCAAACAGCAUGACGAACCGGAAGGUGGUGAUGCCGGAUCCUGUCCCAUCUGUCGCGGUAGCCGUAGUGGCGGACCCGCUGGUGCUGCUCCCCUACCCGCCGCAGCGCAGCGGCUCUCCGUCGGCCCUCCGGAAGAAGCGCCUCGUCCCGGUCGAGCACAGCGGAGGUUCGGCCGGCGGGUGGUUGGAGUCCAUGAAGGCUUCCUCUCCCACCCACGCUAAGUCUGCCGCCGCCCUGGCCGCUGCGCCGGCCUUGGAGUACGAGCAGCUGGAGCACGCCGCGUGGACUAGGCGGCACCCCUCCGCACUGAGCGAGUUCGAGAAGAUCAUGCAGGCCUCAAACGGGAAGCAGAUCGCGAUGUUCUUGGACUACGACGGCACCCUCUCUCCCAUCGUCGACGAUCCCGACUCCGCUUUCAUGACGGACGCAAUGCGAGCCGCCGUGAAGGAAGUCGCAAAGUUCUUCCCCACGGCGAUCGUGAGCGGCCGGUGCCGGAGCAAGGUGUUAGAUUUUGUGAGAUUAACCGAGUUAUACUACGCCGGAAGCCAUGGCAUGGACAUCAAACUCCCUAAGAACGCCAAACACACCAAAAAGAAACGUGCUGUUCUCUUCCAACCAGCAAGUGAGUUCCUCCCCAUGAUUAAUGAGGUCCACAAAAAAUUGCAGGAGAGAAUCAAACCUGUGGUUGGAGCCAAAGUAGAGAACAACAAGUUCUGCGUAUCUGUCCACUUCAGAUGUGUUCGUGAAGAGAGUUGGAAGGGAUUGGUGGAUGACGUUCUGUCAAUGCUCAAACAAUUCCCCAAGUUAAGGAUGACUCAGGGAAGAAAGGUGUUGGAGAUCCGCCCCACCAUUAAGUGGGACAAGGGCAAGGCCGUGGAGUUCCUUUUGGAGUCACUUGGUUCUUCUGAUUGCAAGAAUGUCGUGCCAGUCUAUAUCGGAGACGAUCGGACUGACGAGGAUGCUUUCAAGGUCUUGCGUGAGAGAGGAGACGGAUUCGGGAUCCUUGUAUCGAAGUAUCCUAAAAAGACAAAUGCCUCUUAUUCCUUGACGGAUCCCUCUGAGGUCAUGGAAUUCUUGCAAAGGCUGGUGGAGUGGAAACAAAGCAGCUCCAUGAAGAAUUGGAUGUGAAGUAGUGAGAGCUCCAUAGUCCCUUGUUUCAAUCAGUACAAGGAACACAGAAAGAUAGUUCUAACUAUUUUUUUUUUAAUGCAAGCACUCCAAAAGAAGAAGAUACAAACAUGCCCCCCUAUUAUUAGAUAGGAGGAUUCAUAAAGUCAAUCAUACUUAGUAGGAUAAAAACUUAGUCGUUGUUGGUUGUAUGUUAAUGUUUUUCUGCAAGUAAACUUUAACUAUGCUGCAAAAACAAUAUAUG